AGAUCUAGAAAAUGGGAAAAUAAGAAUUUACAAUGUUGGAACCUGAGCCUGGAUUAUCAGAACAUCGUCCAGAAAUACUGAGCUUGGAUGAUGUGGUUCCAUCUAGAGAUCUGAGAACAGAAAAUGAGCAGGAUCAAGGACAGGUUGGACUUGAUCAUGUUCAAGAACGGACUGAGCUGGAGCAGAUUCAGAGACGAAUUGACCUAGAGCAAGAUACUGGAAGUGUUGGAUAUAAUCAUAGUCAAAUACGUAUUAAAGAUGACCAGAUUCAAGGACGGAUUGAAGAUGAGCAGGAUCUAGGACGGAUUGAACUGAUGAAGAUUCAAGGACAGAUUAAACUAGAUCAAGAUUCAGGACGGGUUGAAUUGGAGCAGAUUCAGAGACGGAUUGAGCAUGAACAGGAUCUAGGACAGGUUGAAGAUGAGGUUGAUGGGUUGAACCUACAUCAUGAUGAAGAAUGGGUUAAGGUUGAUGAUUCACCGUUUGAGGUUUUAAAAGAUCUCCAUGGUACAACAGUAAACCAUCAGUACACUGUACAGGAAAGAAAUAUACUUCAAAGCUACAAUUCAGAGGAUUAUUUUCCUCCUGACAGUAGGGUUUACCUGGACUGGCUGGAGGGUCAGCCUGCUUACAGAGAGUGGGAUAGAUGGGUCAUGAUGGGCAUUAUUGGUUUUAUUGUCGGGGUCACAGGAUUUCUUCUUCAUCAAGUUAUUGAUUUAAUAGCAGACACUAAGUGGAGCUAUGCUAAGACCUUGCUGGAGCAUGGAAAUAUUAAUUACGGAGCAGCAUGGAUCUGGGUUACUGGAUACAGUCUUAUAUUUCUUACAGGGAGUACCUGUAUAGUCGUCUUCUUACGUCCUAGUGCAGCCGGGUCCGGACUCCCGGAACUAAUUGGCUUCCUAAACGGAACUAUGAUCAGGCAUAUUUUCAACUUUAAAACUUUCCUUGUCAAAUUCAUUUCCUGUGCUCUUAAAAAUAAUAAUAAUGACAAUAAUAAUUAUAAUAAUAAUUACAUAUAAUAAUAAUAAUAAUAUCUAGGUCCGGAGGGUCCUAUGAUCCAUAUGGGUAGUAUGGUAGGAGCUGGAAUAUCUCAGUUUCAAAGCAAAACCCUGGGAAUAAGUUUUCCAUUCUUCACAAGAUUCAGAAAUACCGAAGACAGGAGAAACUUUAUAACAGCUGGUGCUGCAGCAGGUAUAUCGUCUGCGUUUGGUGCUCCGGUGGGUGGACUUCUCUUCGCAAUGGAGGAGGUGUCAUCCUUCUGGAACAUGAAGAUGUCCUGGCAGAUCUUUUUCUGCAGCAUGGUUAGCGCCUUCACCACGGAUCUCUUCAACUCCGCCUUCUCCGGAUUCAAGUACACCGGAGGGUUCGGACAGUUCACGACCAAGCGUUAUAUCAUCUUCCAGAUAGAGAACGGUAUCGACAUGAACAUUCUUGCCAUCAUUCCCAGCAUAAUUCUUGGGGUUCUGGGAGGUUUACUGGGUUCUCUCUUCAUCUCUUUAAACCUGCAAAUUGCCAAGAUCAGGAGAAGGGUUCAAGCCAAGAUACCCAACCCAAGAUAUUUACAAUUGAUGAAAAUAGCUGAACCCGUCCUGAUCCUUCUCCUAACCUGUCUUCUAUCUGUUUUUGUCCCUGCCAUGUUCCCUUGUACACAGAUGAACUGUCUACUUGAUCAAACAGUCACGGAUAACUCUGGUGAGAGGGUUUGUUUACCGGCACGUGUUGGAAAUAUUGCAAACUUAGGAGUAACCAAACCGAACGUGGAACACUACACGUGUCCCUGGGAACAGAUUAAUCUAGGAAACGGAACCCAACUCAUCAAUGGUUCCUACAAUGAGGCAGCAACCCUGUUUUUUGUGACUGGAGAGAAAGCAAUCCAGCAUUUAUUCUCCCGGAAUACCCACCUAGAGUUCGGAUAUUCAGCUCUAAUCGUCUUCCUUAUCAUCUACUUCUUCCUCGCCUGCUGGGCCUCGGGCACACAAAUAUCAUGCGGAAUAGUGGUUCCUAUGCUUCUUAUAGGUGGUCUGUACGGAAGACUGCUCGGACGAGUUACUGUGGACAUAUUUGGAGUAAGAACCGAUACCUGGGACUGGAUGGAUCCUGGUGCAUUCGCUCUUCUUGGAGCAGUCUCAUUCUUUGCUGGGGUAUCCAGGCUUACCAUAUCGCUGGCAGUUAUAAUGGUUGAGAUCACGAAUGAUAUUCAGUUUCUUCUUCUCAUCAUCACAACGAUCAUGUUCGCCAAGUGGGUUGGAGAUUUCUUCACCCACUCCAUCUAUCAUUCUCAGCUGGAACUCAGAUGUAUUCCAUUCCUGGAUCAUACUCCGGUAUACAAGGAGGACGGAAAACCUGUACACCUGGAGAACUUCUCCGCUAAGCACGUGAUGAAGCAUCCCGUCCACUGUCUCCGGGAGGUUGAAAACCUCGGUAAGAUUGUAAAAAUCCUCCGAGAGACGGAACACGGUGGGUUUCCGAUAGUAUCAGAGCAAGGACGUUUUCUAGGCUUAAUUACAAGGUUUCAACUGAUGACUCUCCUCUGUAAAGGUCUCACCAGGGAACCAGUUCUGAACAAGGAUGGAUUAGAUUUGAAGGUUAAAUUUUCCGAGUUUAACCAGAUGCGUGGACACAAGCUAAGUGAUCCAAAGCUGAGCUCCGAGCUGUUAAACCAGACAGAACUAGUUUGGGAGAGAACCAGUUCUAGUCUAGACCUCAGACGGUUUAUAAACAAGAGUGCUCUUGUACUCCCGGAGAGAUUUAGCUUCCAGAGAACUUAUCUCAUAUUUAGAACUCUAGGACUGCGUCACCUGACUCUAGUAGACGAUGAGAACAGGGUGGUCGGUAUACUCACUAGGAAGGAUCUAAUGGGAUUUAAUAUUGACGAAAAGCUUGGAUCUGCACAGAAAUUAAAUGUCGUAUCUGAACAAAAAUAAAAAGAAGAAAAUAUAGCUGUAAAGUUGAAUGCAAUUGUGAAAUGUUUAGUUAAAUAGAUCUGAAGACGGAUAUCAAUUAAUCAAUCAAACAAGCUGUGAUAAAAUUAUGUUUCUAAUUAAAGGUGAAAUGGGAAUAAAAAGAUAGGGUUGUUCAUCGGUUUGGUUCCUUUCUUAAAAACUUUCAUCAUUUUAAACUAAAUUCUGUUAAAAGUUUGCUUUUAUUAAACAUUGCAAUAUUUUUAUUCAAAGAGAAAAUAUGAUGAAGAACGAGCCAAUAAUAACUAUCGUUUUUGUAAAUAUCUUUUCUCGGGGUCAAAAUUUGACAAAGUGUAUGAAAAACAAAUCUUUAGAUUAAACAAUUUUGAAAUUUGUAAAACUUUUUUGAUGAACCCUCAGGAACGAACCAACCUGAUUAACAACCCUAUACAUAAGAUUGUAUGUGAUUUGUAUUUUGUAUAUUUUUGAUUUCAAGUAUAAAUGAUGUUUAAUACAAUACUUAUGUUA
Molecule: messenger RNA, 3428 nt
Organism: Eurytemora carolleeae
Lineage: Eukaryota; Metazoa; Arthropoda; Copepoda; Calanoida; Temoridae
Product: chloride channel protein C-like
Exons: 17
Biological process (GO): transmembrane transport; chloride transport
Cellular component (GO): intracellular membrane-bounded organelle; membrane
Molecular function (GO): voltage-gated chloride channel activity
Source: RefSeq, a predicted model, not a curated record